AGGAGCCGUCGCGGGCAGCCGCCUCACAGCGAUGGCGGCCGAGCAGGGCCGGCGGCGGUGGCGGCGGCGGCUACGGCCGGAGACGGCGGCAGUGGCGGCGGGUGGCGGGGGCUUGUAACCGGGAGCCGCCCCCGGGCCCCGGGCACCAUGAGCCAGGGCCCCCCCGCAGCGGAGAGCAGUGAGCCCGAGGCCAAGGUCCUGCAUACCAAGCGGCUUUACCGGGCAGUGGUGGAGGCUGUGCAUCGACUUGACCUCAUCCUUUGCAACAAAACUGCUUACCAAGAAGUGUUCAAACCAGAGAACAUUAGCCUAAGGAACAAGCUUCGUGAACUCUGUGUCAAGCUUAUGUUCCUGCAUCCAGUGGAUUAUGGGAGGAAAGCAGAGGAGCUACUGUGGAGGAAGGUGUAUUAUGAGGUUAUCCAGCUUAUCAAGACCAAUAAAAAGCACAUCCACAGCCGGAGCACCUUGGAAUGUGCCUACAGGACACACCUGGUUGCUGGUAUUGGCUUCUACCAGCAUCUCCUCCUCUACAUCCAGUCCCACUACCAGCUUGAACUGCAAUGCUGCAUUGACUGGACUCAUGUCACCGACCCUCUAAUAGGUUGUAAGAAGCCAGUAUCUGCCUCAGGGAAAGAGAUGGACUGGGCUCAGAUGGCUUGCCACCGGUGUCUGGUGUAUCUGGGAGACCUGUCCCGAUAUCAGAAUGAAUUAGCUGGUGUGGACACAGAGCAUCUGGCUGAGAGAUUCUACUACCAAGCCUUGUCAGUGGCUCCCCAGAUAGGUAUGCCUUUCAAUCAGCUGGGUACCCUGGCAGGCAGCAAGUAUUACAAUGUAGAAGCCAUGUACUGCUACCUGAGGUGCAUCCAGUCAGAAGUGUCCUUUGAGGGGGCUUAUGGGAAUCUCAAACGGCUAUAUGACAAGGCAGCCAAAAUGUACCACCAGCUGAAGAAAUGUGAGACUCGAAAACUGUCUCCCAGCAAGAAGCGGUGUAAGGACAUUAAGAGGCUUCUGGUGAGCUUCAUGUACCUGCAAAGUCUUCUGCAGCCCAAGAGCAGCACCCUGGACUCAGAGCUGACAUCACUCUGCCAGUCAGUCCUGGAGGACUUCAACCUUUGCCUCUUCUACCUGCCCUCUUCACCCAACCUCAGCCUGGCUACUGAGGAUGAGGAGGAGUAUGAGAAUGGCUAUUCUUUUCUCCCUGACCUUCUCAUCUUCCGUAUGGUCAUCAUUUGCCUCAUGAGUGUUCACAGCUUGAAGAGAGCAGGAUCAAAGCAAUACAGUGCUGCCAUUGCCUUCACCCUGGCGUUCUUCUCCCAUCUUAUCAACCAUGUCAAUAUCCGGCUACAGGCAGAGCUGGAAGAGGGGGAGAACCCUGUGCCAGCAUUCCAGAGUGAUGGGACAGAUGAGCCUGAGCCCAAAGAAUCACUGGAGAAGGAGGUGGAACCAGAGCCAGAGCCUCCUCCCCCAGCACCAAGAGGGGGGGAGGCCAAGAAGAGUCGUAAAUUCUCCCGCCUGUCUUGCCUUCGUAGGCGACGCCACCACCCACCCAAGGCUGGUGAUGACAGUGACCUGAGUGAAGGCUUCGAGUCCGAUUCAAGCCAUGACUCAGCCCGGGCCAGUGAAGGUUCCGACAGUGGUUCAGAUAAGAGUGAUGAGGGUGGGGGUACAGCUUUUGAUGCGGAGACAGACUCAGAGAUGAACAGCCAGGAGUCACGCUCAGACCUGGAGGACAUGGAAGACGAGGAGGGAACUCGGCCUAUGGUCCCAGACCCCCCUCGGUCCAGGCCAGAAGCUUCUGACCCCUCCAAUGGCCCAUUGGGUCCAAACGAGGCCAGUAUUGCCAGUAACCUACAAGCCAUGUCCACUCAGAUGUUCCAAACCAAACGCUGCUUCCGAUUGGCCCCCACCUUCAGUAACAUCCUUCUCCAGCCUUCUAAUGAAACUCAGAGCACUGCUGGUAACAGGGCCUGCAUCAAUGGGGACCUGGACAAACCUGAACCAGCAUCUGAUGACGGAUCUGAGUCAGAGGAGAGUGUGUCCAGUGGACGCUCCUGUCACAAUGAAAGGAGCAUCCAGGAGAAACUUCGCAUCUUGAUGGCAGAGGGACUUCUUCCUGCUGUGAAAGUCUUCCUGGAUUGGCUUCGGACAAACACCGACCUCAUCAUCAUGUGUGCACAGAGCUCCCAAAGCCUAUGGAAUCGCCUCUCUGUGUUACUGAAUCUUCUGCCAGCUGCUGGAGAACUCCAGGACCCCAGCCUGGUCUUGUGUCCUGAGGUACAGGAUCUCCUUCUGGGCUGUGAACGACCUGAUCUUCCCACUUCCUUGCUGCUCCCAGAAGACACUGCUCUCCGCAACCUACCCCCACUUCGAGCUGCACAUAAACGCUUCAAUUUUGAAGUGGAUCGACCCUUGCUCAGUCCCAUGGAGGAGUCUGUUGUGCGAAUCUGCUGCAUCCGUAGCUUUGGACACUUCAUUACCCAUCUGCAAGGCAGCAUCCUGCAGUUUAACUCUGAAGUUGGCAUCUUUAUCAGCAUUGCUCAAGCGGAACAAGAUAAUCUGUUGCAGCAAGCCCAGGCCCAGUUCAGGAUGGCCCAGGAAGAAGCUCGUCGGAAUCGACUGAUGAGAGACAUGGCUCAACUUCGGCUGCAGCUUGAGGUGUCCCAACUGGAGGGCAGUUUGCAGCAGCCCAAGGCUCAGUCAGCGAUGUCCCCAUACCUUGUGCCCGACACUCAGGCUCUCUGCCAGCACCUCCCCAUCAUCCGACAGCUGGCCAGCAGUGGCAGGUUCAUUGUCAUCAUUCCUAGGACAGUGAUUGAUGGCUUAGACUUGCUGAAGAAGGAACAUCCAGGAGCUCGGGAUGGGAUCCGAUACCUGGAAGCAGAGUUUAAAAAAGGAAACCGGUACAUUCGCUGCCAGAAAGAGUUUGGGAGGACUUUUGAGCGGCAUAAACUGAAGAGACAGGAUGUAGAUGCCUGGCAGCGGUACAAGCAGCCACCCACGCCAGUGUUGACAUCAAGAACGUGUUGGACUUCUACAAGCAGUGGAAAGAGAUUGGCUGAGACUUCCCCCAUGCCCCACACUGGGGUUGACUCCAAUCUCUCCUCCCUUCCCCUGCAGCCGGGGCCGACGAGCAACCAUUCCCCCAACAUACACAGACACACACAUGCACACACGCACACACGCACAUGCACACACAGGCACGGUCCCUACCCCGGUCAUGCAGAGAGGCAGCAGGGAGGGCAAAGGAGGGGACUAGGAGGAUGGGGUCCCCUCCCCCAGCCUAACCUGUGUCCGAAAAGAAGGGAAAGAAACCUUGGAGCAGGAGAGUGCCUCCGGUUCCUUUAAGCCUUCCCGUUUUAUUUUGCUCCGAUCGGGAAGGUCUUGGCACCCUCACCUACCCCAGCCCCCAUCGUCACCCUCAGGGGGAAGCUACAGGCAAAGGGGAUUGUAUUUCAUUUGAUUCAAAAGCAGGAGCCGUUUGAGGAGCAUUUCCUGGACCUUUUGCAAGGAGGGGACAUCAGCCCCUCUCCUUCCUUACCCAAGAUCCAGGGCAGUGGGGGGAGGAGAGGAUGACUCGGCCCCCAACCCCCCAGAGGUGGUGAGUUGGUUUGAGGUGGGUGUCUGGGGGGUUGUCCCCACACCCCUGCCCCCCUUCUAGUACCUAGUCCCCUUCCCUCCAUUCCCCUAGGUCGGGGUCGAGGAGCAGAACAGCUCAGGAGCAAAAAAGAGGCCUACAGAGAAGGCAGAAAUGGAGCCAUGCUCCUUCAGGCAGGCUACUCAUGCCUUGGGCUUCUGUUCCAGUAUUAGCGUUCUAACUCCACUCCUGCCUGCUUUGUGUUCCAUCGGAACCUGGGCCCCCACUUCUGCUUUUUGGCUCUCCCCAUAGCUGCUGGGGCAGGAAACUGGAGGCAUCUCCAGAAGCCGUGGGCUACUGUGUCUGACCCUCACCCUGAGCAGGGUUUCCUGUUCCAGCCUCAGCCAUCUUGCUGUAACCUUUUGGCUGCUGUGUUGUGACAGAGCUGGGAGCCUGGGGGGAAAGUAGAAGUUCCCCUGACACUAGAGAUUGUGGGAAGGGGAACUUCUGCCAGGGUCAGGCCUCCCCAGCUGAGAACUGUGGGAAGGUUACCUGCAUAUGUGACAAAAUUAGGGGAAGGAGGGACCCUGAAAUGCCAGGUUUCCAGAAGCUGGUUGGGUGGGGAUAAGGAAAGCCCGGAGUGGCUCCCCAGCUCUCCAUGCCCUCCUACUCCCCGAUGUCUCUUCAGGUCCUGGCCGACGUGGGACUUGCUGGGGCAAGGAAGUCAGGAUUUCUGGUCAUCUCCCAGCAGGGUAGUUUGGGGAUGUUGAGAUCAAGAUUGGGGUAGUAGGAGCAAAGAUCAUGGAAAACGCUCAGGGCAUUGAGGGCAGAUCACGGCAGCAAGAGCACACUGGGACACACUGCCCAGGCAUACCUUCCUCCCCCUUUCUUCAUUUUCCUCAGGACCCUUUGGCAUGUGGCAGUGCCCCUUCUCACUCCCCUCCCCCAACUCAGUCUUCUUGGAGGCCUGGGGAGGGUCAGGUGGGCACCCAGAGUAAGAGGGGCUGAAAGCAGAGAAAGAAAAGUCAAGUUGGAUGACUGAAGGGAGAGGAAGAGUUUGUUGCUCCUCCUGCCCCCAACAGAUCUCAAUACCAACUUCCUGACACGGUUCCCAGAGGAGAGGCACACCUGCCCAGCACCUCCGAGAAGCCAAAUCUGGGAGAAUGGGGGCAGGAGUGGGGUGUUCUCUAACCCCACAGCAAAGACUGUAAGACUGAAAACAUUCGAUAAUAAAGUCCUCCUAACCCUGUAA
Messenger RNA from Dromiciops gliroides (monito del monte), 4826 nucleotides. RefSeq names its product SMG5 nonsense mediated mRNA decay factor (gene SMG5). Gene Ontology annotation, cellular component: telomerase holoenzyme complex. Gene Ontology annotation, molecular function: telomerase RNA binding; telomeric repeat DNA binding; protein binding. The transcript is spliced from 21 exons. Bases 148 to 3345 code for a protein of 1065 amino acids. The record is from RefSeq and is a predicted model, not a curated record. Gene Ontology annotation, biological process: nuclear-transcribed mRNA catabolic process, nonsense-mediated decay. Lineage: Eukaryota; Metazoa; Chordata; Mammalia; Microbiotheria; Microbiotheriidae.